GUGCCACGUCGGCGCGCGGCGGCCGCUCCCCCUCCCGACGGCCGCGGCCAGCCCUCCCGAGCGCGCCUGCCCACGCGCGCUCCUGCCUCUCUCCCUGGCGCUCACACUUGUGUGCACAUCCCUCAAGGCCCGCGAGUCCGCCGCCGCCGCCGCUGCCGUCCCAUCCCCUGCGAAACGCGGUUGCAUCAUGUCUUCGCCUCCCGAGGGGAAGCUAGAGACGAAAGCUGGACACCCGCCCGCCGUGAAAGCCGGUGGAAUGCGAAUCGUGCAGAAACACCCACAUUCUGGAGACACCAAAGAAGAGAGAGACAAGGAUGACCAAGAAUGGGAGAGCCCCAGUCCGCCUAAACCCACCGUGUUCAUCUCCGGUGUGAUCGCCCGGGGCGACAAAGACUUCCCGCCAGCGGCUGCCCAGGUGGCUCACCAGAAGCCCCACGCCUCCAUAGACAAGCAUAUGUCCCCGAGAACCCAGCACAUCCAGCAGCCUCGCAAGUGACCGGCGAGGACCCAGCGCCCUCCCAAGCCGUGCCUGGUUUCCCAACAUUUGGUAUUUCCCCAGCAAAGAGAACUGCAUUUUCUUCAAAACACAGCUCCACUGGGAAAUCUAAGGCAAAGCAAAACUCCCUUCCUUUGCCUUACAUUUCUGUAUCGAAAGCUAGAAACAGACCCCAAACCUUGUUUCCAGGGAGUCCUGGUUGGUGUCUGAGAAUCACUGUGCCAUUAGCAGAGCUCGCCGAGCCCUGAGCAAAAUGAAGUUGCUCAGAGUUUAGCUUUAGCUCUGUCUCAGCAAUUGACUAAAAUUCCUGCCUGUGGUCUCAAAAACAAGAGGGCACAAAUUUGGGAGGAUUGGAUUAAGAUUAGGGGGAAAGCUCAAUCAUUUCAUGGUUUUCAAUUCUAAGACAAUACAGUCCUAAUCCCAGAGGGAGCCUAAGAAAGGGGAGUGUUAAUUGUGGGGGGUGGGGCACUCCAAGAGGCAAAGCUGGGAAGACUGGAAACAGACCACAGCCACCCUGACUGUCACUCCCUGUGUGACGAGGGGCCCCUGUGCAGGGCGGCGCCAGUCCCGGGAGAACCAAAGAAAACCUUGAAUCAUUGAAAUGGCUCAUUUAUCCCACGAGUCUUCUUGCUGAAAAAUUAGAAUGUAGGUCGUUUGCCCAAAGGUAGUGCUUCUGGGAUGAGGUCUCAGCGAGGGUCCAGCACUGCCUCACAGGCAAGACAGGCUUUGCCAGAGGAAGGAGGCAAACCUGCACUUUUCAGUACACGCCUCUAGAGCUGUUCCGAGUUCUGGAAGUGAUCACUGACCAGGUGGAGGCACAGACGUAUAGCUAAUUCGGGAACACGACAGCAAGAGCACAGAAUGCGUAGAAAGGAUUGAAUGCGUAGAGAACCAGACGAAAACUUGCCCUUUGUCGCUAAAGGGAGAAAUAGCAAUACCCCAUUCCAUUUGAGCUAGAAAAUCCUGUUUGUCAACCCGUCCAGCUGUCCAGAAUUCCUUUUGCCUGAGUGCACGUUCUCCAGGGCCCACAUUCACCUGGGCACGGCAGAGCGUCCUGCCUUCUGCACGUGUUUCCUGCCCGGAGCCGCCCUGGCCGGCUCUCUGGCUCACAGCUGUGGAGUGCCCUGCUUUUCUGAAGAGCCAAAGGGCUCCUUUACUCAGAUGUUACAAUCUUCCAAAGCAGACGCUUGUGGAGAUGGUAUGGCCUGACUGCCCCACUCACCAACAGUGCAUUUGCUGCAGGCCAGCAGCAUGCUGUGAGCAGCGUGCACACCAGCCUCUCUGAUACCACGAUCAAAUCCACGGCUGCCGGCCAGUAAAAGUGAGGCCAGACCUAGUCAGACCCACCCCCCUCCCACUUGAGAAUGCUCUUGGCAUUCUAAAGGCAAUGUUUGGUUUCCUAUCCCAUUGACUGGUGGAAGCUGGAGUCUAACCUUGCAGGUAUCACAUCGUCACACCUGGUGUUUCCUAAUCUCGUGAGAUGUUGGCACACACUGCGGCUGGCUUUGGAAAUGCAGAUUCGAUGAGCAGCACUUCGUGAGGCACACUGAGCAAGCAGCCCCACACCACCCCUCCCCCGGCCCCACCCGCCUCCUAAAGCUGCAUCUCAGAAGGGAUGCUGAGAGCAGGCAGCACCAGUCAGGCCUAGGUAGACCGUUGCACCCUUUGCUACAGAAAUUCAGACGCAUCUUUGGUCUUGUUGGUUUUGCAGCCAGAAGCACCAGGCUAUUUCUCGAGGUGCGUAUUUCAUGUACUUGUAGCUGCAUCUGGCAUGUAUCUGGGGGGUUCUGGAUCUUUGAAAGCAAAGUGUUUUCCUGAAAGAGUUUAUCAAUUGUUAACUUCAAGAAUAAUACUGAUUAUAAUAAAGCCCCUGCA
Pteronotus mesoamericanus is the source of this 2371-nucleotide messenger RNA. RefSeq names its product death associated protein (gene DAP). The record is from RefSeq and is a predicted model, not a curated record. Bases 188 to 496 code for a protein of 102 amino acids. Gene Ontology annotation, biological process: negative regulation of autophagy; apoptotic signaling pathway; cellular response to amino acid starvation. Lineage: Eukaryota; Metazoa; Chordata; Mammalia; Chiroptera; Mormoopidae. Gene Ontology annotation, molecular function: death domain binding. The transcript is spliced from 4 exons.